This is a messenger RNA of Ipomoea nil (Japanese morning glory), 1825 nucleotides long. RefSeq lists its product as uncharacterized. The record is from RefSeq and is a predicted model, not a curated record. NCBI's taxonomy places the organism in Eukaryota, Viridiplantae, Streptophyta, Magnoliopsida, Solanales, Convolvulaceae. The coding region runs from base 134 to 1360 and encodes 408 amino acids. The transcript is spliced from 8 exons.
ACCUCUUCCUCUCCUUUCAUUUCAUCCUCACAUCACAAUUCACACCCCACUUCUCGCACGCGCCACCAACCAACCCCACAGUCCGAUUGAAGGCCCCGCCCGUUCGGGUUUCAGGAAUCUCGAAGCUUUGGAGAUGUUGAGUAGCGGAGGAGGUGGUGGGAGAAUAUUCUGGGUCGAGAGGGCAGAACAAAAAGUCAAGGGAAUUGUGGUGUUAUUCGCUUGGGUAUCUAUUCAAGAAUCCCACUUGAAGAAUUACACCAAUCUCUACUCUUCUCUUGGCUGGAACUCUCUCGUCUGUUUCGCUGAUUUCCUCAACCCAUACAUCCAUGAGAGGGCUACAUCACUGGCAUUUUCUCUUGCAUGUGAACUUGUUGAGGAGCUAAAAUGUAGGCCAUGUCCAGUAGUGCUUGCAGCUUUCUCUGGCGGUUCUAAAGCCUGCAUGUACAAGUUUUUUCAGAUCAUUGAAGGGGCAUGCGAAGCACAGCUCAAUCUAGAGGACAGCCGAAUGAUAACCAACUGCAUCGCUGGUCAAAUGUUUGAUUCUGGUCCUGUUGAUUUUACAGCCGAUUUCGGUGCCCGAUUUGCUGUGCCACCCACUUUUCUCAAAGUGCCUGGUUCUGCAAAGCUUGUUUCUUUGGUUGCAAGAGGUUUCACUUCUGGAAUGGAUGCUUUGUUCCUUACUAGAUUUGGUUCCCAGAAUGCCGAGUAUUGGCAAACUCUUUACUCCACAGUUAGCUUUGAGGCCCCUUUCCUCAUUUUGUGUUCUGAAAAUGAUGAUCUUGCUCCAUUUCAAAUGGUGUGCGAAUUUGCUCAGCGUUUGCAAGAUACUGGAGGAUCAGUUAGAAUUGUAAAGUGGAAGAGCUCCCCUCAUGUUGGUCAUUUCAAGAGUGAUCCUAUCCAGUACAGAGCGGCUGUAACUGAUUUGCUUGCAUGUGCGGUCUCGGUGUUCAACCACAAAAUUCAGAAACUAGGAGACCGAAUGGAGGGCAUACAUGAUGAUGUAUCUGACUUAAUAUGUGACCUCCAAAAUGCAGCGGUGGACUCAAAUGAAAGUCUUCGAAGAGUUGCACUUGGGCCGAAUGAUCAUUUCUUCUUGCCAAGUUCAGCAGAGUAUCGGAACAGUAGAGAUUAUGGGUGUCAGCAGGAGCAAAAAGAAAAAGAAAACAUGACUCAUAGGCCAAACCUGAGUAUAAAUGCACACAGCGUUCUUGGCCAAAUCCUCUUUGAUGCAUGUGUCCCGAAGAAUGUUGAAGGCUGGGAUAUUAAGUUUUCCAGUUCCUCAAAAGGCCAUCCAUUUACUUCUCGACGUAAACACUCACCACAAAACGCCAAGAAGGGCCUUAUUCGCUCAAGGCUGUGAGCCCGAUCAAAUUGGCAGAAACUUCAAAAACCUAUCGACUUUGCAAUGGAAACCUCCCAGAUGGCCGAGAGGCGAGAGAAAUCAUGUGAGAGGUGAUUUUGACAGGCACCACUAACUAGUAACUACCAUAUCUGCCUUGACUUUGAGCUUCUGUGUAUAGGGAUUGAGAAGUGUGUAUAAAGUGAGGUGUUUCUUGAAUCUUGAAAGCUUCCUCUGUGAUUUUGUAAGGUGACAGACAGCACAGCACAUAGUUGAUGGCUGGUAAAUAUGUGGGGUUAGGGAAUUAGUAAUGUGCUAUGGGGUUCACUGUAUUGUAUAGUGUAAUAUCUAUUCUCCCACUCCCAGGAAUAUGUCUAGUAUGUCUGGAGAUCAAGAAACAGGAUGGUGUUGUACUGUACUCUAACAUGUCUCUAAUGCCUAUUACAGUAGAAUGUUAAUAUCUAUCAAACAGAUUUUUUUUUUUUU